This is a messenger RNA of Cryptomeria japonica (Japanese cedar), 966 nucleotides long. RefSeq lists its product as uncharacterized. NCBI's taxonomy places the organism in Eukaryota, Viridiplantae, Streptophyta, Pinopsida, Cupressales, Cupressaceae. The record is from RefSeq and is a predicted model, not a curated record. The transcript has 3 exons. Gene Ontology annotation, molecular function: metal ion binding. Bases 142 to 717 code for a protein of 191 amino acids.
GGUCGGUGGAAGCAUCUCUAGUCAAAUCAAUGAGUGUAAGCAUUUACCUAAAUUCAAUGAUGACCCUGGAUUACAUGGUGGACAGUUCCCUUUUUUUAAGCAGCAUAUCAGUGCCUUGUAGAAAAAUGGCACUAAAGUUCAAUGCCAAAAUUCAUUGUUUAUGAUGGGGGCAGGCCAACAGUCUUGCAACCUGUGAUUCUAUCAUCUUUGAGAAGUUGUUCUGCUUUCAUUUUAGCGCUCCUUACAGAUACAACUACACCACAACAGCUAAUCUUCAGGUUGCAGCUGAGAAGUCAAGGGACUCCAACAUCUAUGUCGUUAGAACCCAGUUGCGGUAUGUUCAGCCGGAGGGUUGCAAAAAUGCCAACAACUAGUCAUCUUUUGAGCUCUGCAGAAGCACUAACAAUGCCAGCGGUUCAAGUCAUUGUCUUGAAUGCCAAUAUGCGCUGCCAUGACUGUAGAGAGAGAGUCUCCAAAUUGCUCUCCAAAAUGGACAAUUUGCUGGAGUAUGUAGUGGACGUGGUCCACAAGAAAGUAACAGUGAGAGGGACUGUGGAUCCAAAGAAGCGGAUGAAAAGACUGCUCAACGAGAAAAGGGGAUUGAAUAACCUACAGUUUGAAGGAUACAGUAAACACAAGGAUUUGGAGCAGCCCCACAAGAGCAAAUGCAAUGCUUCUUCACAUAAUCUUAUCAAUGGGAGCUGCUCUUUUCGCUAGCAAGUCUCUUUCGUACUGUAGCAUUUGACUUGCAGAUAUGUAAGAUGAAAUAAGUUUUCAUGACAGUAAAGCAAGUAUUAAUUCCUACUUGUAAGGAGACAACGACUUGAACGUGGUCUGUCGCUUGCAUUAACGAUACACAUUUCUUCUUGGGUAUUAUUACCAUGAGAUUCUUUUAAUAAUGAGCGAAUCUCUGUUGUAUUUCUCGUAUAAUAUGAAGUUUAGCAUAAUUUAAUUCUCUUCCUAUGA